Lachancea sp. 'fantastica' is the source of this 1593-nucleotide messenger RNA. Lineage: Eukaryota; Fungi; Ascomycota; Saccharomycetes; Saccharomycetales; Saccharomycetaceae. The record is from the annotation of a GenBank genome assembly.
AUGGACGAUACGUUGGAGGAGCUGCUGGAUGAUAAGUUCGAUGUUCUGUCUUUAAAUGUUUCACAAUCUCCCAUGGCGUUGAGUCAUUGGGAAAACCUGCUAAACUACCUCCUAGAGAAGGCGAGUCCUGUCUGUAAAAACAUCAACCAGCAGUUACUGGAGCUCAUAAGACAGACCUACGACUCCUUUUUUGCAUACUUUCCUUUGCUGGAAAACUAUAGUGUCGAUCGUGCUCUCCUGGAAUACAAAAUAGGAAACGUCAGGGCUAUGCACACAGUCUUCACUAGUGCACUGCAGAGACACAACAACUCGUCACUACUUCUGUGGAUCGAAUAUUUGAAGCUGUGCAACGAGGUUGUAAUUAACAAGAAACAAUUGUUUCGCAAAUACGAAUUGGCGGAAUCUUACAUUGGUCUCCAUUUUUACAGCGGGGAGUUUUGGGAACUUUAUCUGGAACAAAUCAAACUGCGAUGCGUAGGACAUCAGCGGUAUUUGGCCGUUUUGAGAAAAGUGCUGGAGGUACCGGCAUAUUCUUACAGCAAAUUUUUCGGUCUUUGGAUGCGUGCUGUCGACGAUAUCAAGGACGUCAAACAACUUACACUAAUGGCGCCAGAACAGGAACUCAACCGUAAAGUCAAAAUCAGAAUACGAGGUCGCGAAAGAAAGGGCCCACAAUUACAGGAAGGUAAGAAAGCACUGCGAAAAUUUACAAAAGAGCUUUACAUGGUGACACAACACCGCGCAUUGGAAAUUUACAAUUUAUUUGAAUCCAACAUAAAGACUCACUACUAUUGUUCUGCUGAGACACUGAUAGAAAAGAGCGAAAUUUCAGCUUGGUGGAGAUAUCUGGACUAUUGUGACCAGAAUGGCAUUGACCAAUUGACGCACCUAAACUUCCAACGUGCGUUAUUGCCCUUGGCACACUAUGAAAUGAUCUGGCUCAAAUAUGCCGCGUGGUUGAUACAGAACUAUCAAGAUUUUAUAACGGCAAAGAACGUUUUGUCUCUUGGACUACAAUUAUCGCAUCGAAAAUCCAAGAUUUUGGAUAGGUUAUGCGGACUUUUGGUUAAACUUGGGAAACAAGAUGAGCUGCAAAUGCUUUUCAAACAAAUUAAAUCUGCUUUUGACGACAAGAUAGAGGAAACGGAUGAUUUUGAAUUAUUUAUGGAAUAUUUCCAAUUCACUAUUUUCGUGGAAAAAUGGGAUCAUCGCGAUGGCGCCGAUACUGCUCUGAAGGUAUUGCGCAAACGGCUCAGUUAUGGGGGAAACAAAAGUGGACAAGAAGAACUGUUACACUUGGUUUGCCAGAUGUAUGCUCGCUUUCCAAGAAAAGUUUUGGAAGAACAGAUAUUUCGACUUAUCAUUGACGAAAACUGGUUGUAUUAUUUGGACAACGCCAAAUUUUGGUUUGAAUAUUGCAACCGGGUGUGGGUAGAUCAGAAAACGUCCUAUUUGGAUAAAAGAAGAUACAUUGUUGAGCACAUAAUGCCGUUGGUGUGCAACCGCAACGACUCCGCGAAGAAGAGUAUGGAAUCUUUCUGCGAGAGCUACAUGCCAGAAGACCUAGAUGUGUGGUACGAGAUGUGCAGUUAG